Messenger RNA from Mytilus californianus (California mussel), 13426 nucleotides. RefSeq names its product neurofibromin-like. The record is from RefSeq and is a predicted model, not a curated record. Bases 67 to 8592 code for a protein of 2841 amino acids. Lineage: Eukaryota; Metazoa; Mollusca; Bivalvia; Mytilida; Mytilidae. Gene Ontology annotation, biological process: regulation of GTPase activity. The transcript has 62 exons.
AAUAAACAUGGCGGGUACAGUACCGGAAGGCUAGAUGUUGAAUGAAUUUAUUUGUAUAACUUUCUAAUGAUGGCAACACAAAAACCAGGAGAAUGGGUGCAGGCACUGAUCAGUCGAUUUGAUGCUCAGCUGCCUAUCAAGACAGGCUUACAUACAACACAAUCCAUACAGAAUGUAGAACAGAACAAAGAAUGUCUGAUUAAUGUUAGCAAGUACAAGUUCAGAGAAGUCAUCAAUGGUCUUACAAAGACACUGCAGUCUGUUUCCAGUAUGAGAAUUAUUGGUCCAGAGGCAGAAAGGAAUUACUUUGAAUCUCAGUUGAUAAUCCUAGACACACUAGAGCAAGUACUUAAUUCACAACCAAAAGAUACGUCAAGACUUGAUGAAGCCAUCUAUGUCAAGCUGUUACUGCCAGAAAUUUGUAAGUUUCUGAACCAGUCAACAGACACACCAAACACAUUGGUAUUACAACUAAAGAAUCUGUCAUCCAAGGUCCUGUUUGCUCUCAGUCUCAACAACUUUGGAGCUGUUUUCAACAGAAUAUCUGCAAAGUUGACAUCAUUAUCGAGUGCCAGUGAUGACCCAGAUCUGUCAGAUUUAGAAUUGAUUCAACACAUAAACGUAGAUGUCCUCAGACUCAUAAAGUUAUUCAAUGAUAUUAAUUCCAAGUUUAAAUUCUUAAAGAACAAGCAUGUUAUUACUCUGGCAUAUAAUCUGGAGAAGGCAAUCUGGAUGUGGAUGGAUAACUAUCCUGAAGAAUUCACAGAACUACAGAAAAAGCCAAAUGAUGAACUUCAAGAUUGUUGUGAUAAGUUAUUUGACCAGUUUAAUCAGUGUAUGGAGAAUUCCAAGAAGAAAGCUGCUAUUUGGCCAUUACAGAUGAUGUUGUUGGUCUUGUGUCCUAAAAUUUUGGAAGAGAUAAACAAUGCAGACAAUGGAGCUCCCUGUUCAGCACAACAUCUCAAAAAGAAACAUUUCAUAGAUGAGGUAAAGAAAGCCAUUUCACCACAUCAUGCAGGAUCCAAGUUGACAGAGGGAGCUGCAGUCACAUGUGUUCGUCUUUGUAAAGCAUCCACAUACAUCAGCAUCAAUGAUCGUUUAAAUGUUUUAUUUAGUCUGGUUCAAUCUGUUAUUAAUGAUCUCAAGCAAUUAUUGUUUAACCCGCCACCCAACACCAAGCCAUUUUCCCGUGGACAGAGUAUCGUUGACCUGGAUUUAUAUAAUGACUGUUUUGUAUCAUGUUUUCGUAUCACACCACACAACAAUGAUGUGCUCAAAGUGUGUCUUCACCCAAACUCGCCGCCCAUCUAUCAUUUUGUUCUAGUCAAUGCAUUACACAGAAUCAUUACUCAGCCAAGACUGCCCUGGUGGCCAAACAUUACUAUCAUCUAUGGCAAAGCAGCAGAGUUACGGAACAUGUUUACAGACACAUUAAACAAAGUUACACAAGGAAUGGCAGCCCACACAGCACCUAAAUCAGUUGGUGUAUUCCUGCCAUAUCUGUCAUUUCAGACCAUAUCUAAGUUAACAUUACAGAAGAUAAAUAAAACUACAGAUGAGACUAUGACAACGUACAGAUAUCUUCUGUUGUGGAUUGUACGGCUUAUCCAUGAUGAUCCAAAUCUGAUGUUACAUAAUCAGGGUAAACCUGGCCAUGAAGUACAGAGUAGUACACUAGAACUGAUGAAUGGACUUGUGUCACUGGUCCAUCAACAAUGUAUGCCCGAUGUAUCAUCAGAAGCUAUGGAGGCGUUAUUGUGUUUACAUCAGCCAGAGAACAUAGAGUUGUGGAAUCCAGAAUCACCUAUCCAUACAUUCUGGGAUGUCAGUUCACAGGUGUUGUUUUCAAUAUCACAGAAACUGAUCCAAAGACAGUUGGCUAAUUACACAGACAUUCUCAAAUGGCUUCGUGAAAUCCUCGUCUGUCGUAAUAUCUUCCUGAACAAAAACAGUGCCAAUGCUAACAUUGGAAAUAAUAAAACUAUCUGCAUACAUAUCAAAUUAGAGGUUGUGUUUUUCAUGUAUUUAUGGAGUAUAGAUAUUGAUGCUGUAUUGACUGCCAUGUCAUGUUUUAGUUUAUUGUGUGAGGAAGCAGAUAUCAGAUGUGGGGCUGAUGAGAUGGCCGUCACACAGAUUUUACCAAACUACAAUGUCUACGCUGAUUUAGCCCAGGCCAGUACCGUCUUAACCACAGGAAGAGCUGCCCUACAGAAAAGAAUCAUGGCCUUACUCAGGAAGAUAGAUCAACACACGUCAGGUAAUUCACAAGCCUGGGACGACACUUACAGAAACUGGGAUCUCAUCACACAGUAUUUAGAGACCUUCCCUAAAGAUCCCAAAGUCAAGAUGGAGGAAUGCCAAGCCCCUGGACUGGGAGCUAGUAAUCCCAUAAAGAGGAAACCUCCACACCAUGCCAGCACUGAACACGAACUUGAGGACCAAUUGAAUGAAUGGGCUAACAUGACAGGAUUUUUAUGUGCUCUGGGUGGAGUUAGGCUACAGAACAAACCACACAGAAUCAGUGCUACAAGUAUACCCAGUGGUCUGGACUCUAGAAAGACAAGUUUGAUGCAGAGUUGUGGAGAUUCUCAGUACUGCCCUGUCACACAGUUCAUCAGUAAUUUACUGAAGUUAUUAGUUUGUCAGAAUGAAAAGUUUGGUGCUCAGAUACAGAAGCAUGUAAAGGAACUGGUUGGUCAUGAACUGAACCCAGCUCUAUUUCCCAUACUGUUUGAUCAAAUCAAAGUUUGUGUGGAUAAAUUCUUUGAUCCAUCUGGUCAGGUAAUAGUGACAGAUUUGAAUACUCAGUUUAUAGAAAAUGUCAUAUUCAUCAUGAAGAACAUCUUAGAAAUCAAAACAGAUCAGCCUUGUGAUAAUGUUGGUGUUACUAGUAUUGAAUCACUCAUGUUAGCUAUUGUCAGGUAUGUCAGACAUCUAGAUUCAACAGUUCAUGCCAUACAGAUAAAGAUCAAACUCUGUCAGUUGGUAGAAACCAUGAUGCAGAGACGAGACGACCUCACAUUCAGACAGGAAAUGAAGUUCAGGAACAAAUUAGUGGAAUACUUAACUGACUGGAUCAUGGGGAAUUCCCACCAGGUCAAUAUUGGGGACAUCUGCAGUAUGUCAAGGCGACCAACACGAACAGCUAUUCAGAGAAUCAUCCAUUCCAAUCAAACCACCAAUCAGGGUUCAAAUAAAGCUCCCACGCCUUUAUUUCUGCGAUCACAAACAGAUGUGGAUUUAGACCAAGCCAGUAUGGAAGCAGUAGCUGCUUUGUUAGCUGGACUACCUCUACAGCCAGAGGAAAGUGAUAGAGGAGAUCUGAUGGAGGCUAAAUCUCAACUCUUCCUCAAGUAUCUGACAUUAUUUAUGAACUUGUUGAACGACUGUUCAGAAGAGGAACAAGAUACAGCUAUGGAUCCAAACAGAAAGCGUAGCACGUCUAAUCUGAGUGCUCUACGUAACUGUACGGUACAAGCCAUGUCUAACUUACUCAAUGCUAACAUUGACAGUGGAUUGAUGCACUCAAUUGCCUUGGGGUACCACAAAGAUCCUCAGACCAGAGCAGCUUUCAUGGAAGUGUUGACCAAGAUUUUACAACAGGGAACAGAGUUUGAAACAUUAGCUGAGACAGCUCUGGCAGACAGAUUUGAAAGACUGGUUGAACUGGUAACCAUGAUAGGUGAUAAAGGGGAGCUACCCAUCGCCAUGGCAUUGGCUACUGUUGUACCUACUCAGCAAAUGGAUGAGCUUGCCAGAGUAUUUGUUAAUUUAUUUGAUGCCAAGCACCUGUUGUACCAGCUUUUGUGGAACAUGUUCUCCAAAGAGGUAGAAAUAGCUGACUGUAUGCAGACAUUAUUCAGGGGUAACAGUUUGGCCAGUAAGAUCAUGGCAUAUUGUUUCAGAUUUUAUGGCCAGCAGUACUUACGAGAUUUACUGUAUCCAUUGAUUAUGGAAAUGGUUGUCAUGGAGAAAGAACAAAAGGAAUCAUAUGAAAUAGAUCCUAAAAGAAUAGAGGAAGGAGAAAAAUUAGAAGACAAUAAAAGACAUCUCAUGCUGAUCACACAGAAAGUAUUCAAUGCCAUUGUGGAAUCGGCUCAAUCGUUUCCAUCAAAACUACGGAGUAUGUGCCACUGUUUAUACCAAGUCGUGGUUCAGCGAUUUCAGCAAAGUAGCGCUGAAGCCGUGUGGACCGUCAUAGGAACGGUUAUAUUUUUACGAUUCAUCAACCCUGCUAUAGUGUCGCCAUACGAAUCUGGUAUAAUCGAUGAGGAGCCAUCAACCAAAGUGAAACGUGGAUUGACGUUGAUGUGUAAGAUCAUGCAGAACAUUGCCAACCAUCUCCUGUUUACCAAGGAAACACACAUGAGGACGUUCAAUGACUUCCUCAAAACAAACUUUGAAGCUGGGAGAAGAUUUUUCACAGAGAUAGCAUCAGACUGUGACAUUCCAGAUACUGGUAACCACAGCCUCUCUUUCAUCAAUGAUGCCAAUGUUCUUGCUCUUCACCGCCUGCUCUGGAAUAAUCAAGAAAAAAUUGGCGAUUAUUUAUCCAGUAGCAGGUAUACAGGAGAAAAAAGAGAUCACAAAGCUGUUGGAAGAAGACCAUUUGACAAGAUGGCUACUUUACUGGCCUACUUGGGACCACCAGAACACAGGCCGUUGGACUCACAAAGCCUUGUGUCUUGUAGGUGGAGCAGUAUGGAUAUGACCAGCACAAAGUUUGAAGAGAUCAUGUCAAAACACAACAUGCAUGAAAAGGAUGAAUUCAAAUCUCUGAAAAAUCUCCACAUAUUCUACCAAGCUGGGACCAGUAAACAGGGACACCCUGUCUUCUACUAUAUCGCUAGGAGAUACAAAGUUGGAGAAAUAAAUGGUGAUUUGUUGAUCUACCAUGUGCUAUUGACACUGAAGCCAUUUUACAAUAAACCAUUUGAGCUAGUUAUAGACUUCACACAUACAUGUGCUGAAAACAGAUUCAGAACUGAUUUCCUGUCAAAAUGGUUUGUGGUAAUGCCAGAAGCUGUGUAUCAAAACAUUGUGCAGGCGUACAUCUACAACUGUAAUUCCUGGGUUAGAGAGUAUACCAAAUAUCAUGACAGGAUCCUGACUCCUCUAAGGGGUAACAGAAAGUUGGUGUUUAUUGACCAUCCUGCAAAGCUACAUGAGUUUAUAGAACCAGACCAGAUAAAGUUACCAGGAUCAACAUUGUCUCUGGAAGAAGAUCUCAAAAUCUCUAACAAUGCACUCAAACUGUCUCAUAAAGAUACCAAAGUUACUAUAAAGGUUGGUCCUAAUGCCAUACAGAUAACAUCAGCAGAGAAGUUGAGAGUUCUGGGACACCAGGUUUUGUUAAAUGAUGUCUACUAUGCUUCAGAGAUAGAGGAGGUGUGUUUAGUAGAUGAUAACCAGUUCACCCUGACAAUAUCCAAUGAGAGCGGACCAUUAUCGUUUAUUCAUAAUGACUGUGACAACAUUGUACACGAUAUCAUACAUAUCAGAACACGAUGGGAACUCUCACAGCCUGACACUGUAACGGUCCAUACAAAGAUUAGACCUAAGGAUGUCCCUGGAACGUUAUUGAAUGUAGCUCUGUUAAACUUAGGCAGCUCUGAUCCUAGUCUUAGAUCUGCUGCAUACAAUUUAUUGUGCGCUCUUACUCAGACAUUUGAUCUCAAAAUAGAGGGACAGCUUUUAGAAACAACAGGUUUAUGUAUACCUGCCAACAACACCAUCUUUAUCAAGACAAUCAGUGAGACUUUGGCAGCUAAUGAGCCUCAUCUGACGUUAGAGUUUCUAGAGGAAUGUAUUCAGGGAUUUGGCAACUCUAACAUAGAACUGAAGCAUUUGUGUUUAGAGUACAUCACACCAUGGUUACCAAAUCUUACCAGGUACAUAAGUCAACAUUUAGAUGAUGAUUAUAAACAGCAAAGGUUUUGUCGUCAUACAGAUGAAAACAAGCGCCAGAAAGUGGCGUUGAUUCUUGACAAACUAAUUACAAUGACUAUAGAGGAAGUUGAGAUGUAUCCAUCUAUACAAGCCAAGAUUUGGGGAAACAUUGGCCAGGUUGCUGAUCUCUUAGACAUGGUUCUGGAUAGCUUUAUUAAGAGGAGUGUGACAGGAGGAUUAGGAUCCAUACAGGCAGAAAUAAUGGCAGACACAGCUGUGGCUUUGACGUCUGCUAAUGUACAACUUGUGUCAAGAAAAGUCAUUGGACGAUUAUGCAGGUUGAUAGACAAGACAUGUACCUCACCAACACCCACUCUAGAACAACAUCUGAUGUGGGACGACAUAGCCAUCUUAGCCAGAUAUCUACUCAUGUUGUCAUUCAAUAACUCAUUAGAUGUUGCCAGCCAUUUGCCAUUUUUAUUCCACAUUGUGACAUUACUUGUAUGUACAGGACCAUUGUCUCUGAGAGCCUCCACACAUGGACUUGUUAUCAACAUAAUCCAUUCUCUGUGUACAUGUUCACAGCUUAAUUUCAAAGAAGCGACAUUGAAGGUAUUGAAGAUGAGCCUUGCAGAGUUUUCCUUGCCAAAAUUCUACCAGUUGUUUGGUAUCAGUAAAGUAAAAUCUGCCGCAGUCAGUGCAUUCCGUACAAGUUUCCGACCAGGAGAUCGGUCCUUCACCAUGUCGGCACCAGAACAUGAGAAAUUGUCACUUAGUUCAUUAGAAACAAUUGUUGAUGCUCUGUUAGAAAUUAUGGAGUUUGACCAGUGUCAAUUUCAGGCUAGUGUUAAAGACAUUCCAAAUUGUGAUUGGUUACAACAGUGGACUGAUCUUUCAAAAAGAUUUGCAUUCCAGUAUAAUCCAGCCUUACAACCAAGAGCUAUUAUUGUGUUUGGUUGUAUAAGUAAAACUGUCACAGACUCAGAAGUUAAACAGUUACUUAAAAUCAUGAUGAAGGCAUUAGAAUCCUUUACAGACCUUGUGUUGAUCGAAGCCAUUGUCAUGUGUCUCACCAGGUUACAGCCUUUACUUCGAUCUGAUUCUCCGAUCCAUAAAUUCCUAUUCUGGGUAGCUAUAUCUGUGUUACAACUAGAUGAGAUAUCACUAUACGCUGCAGGCCUGGCUUUGUUGGAACAAAAUUUACAUACUCUUGAUAACAUGGGACUGUUUGAUAUAAAGCCAUUAGAGGUCAUCAUGAUUGAGACAAGAGAGCCUUUAGAAUGGCACUUCAAACAGCUGGAUCAUGCCAUGGGUCUCAGCUUCAAAGCCAAUUUUAAUUUUGCUUUGGUUGGUCAUUUACUCAAAGGAUUCAGACAUCCUCAGGCAACGACUGUCUCCAGAACAAUACGGGUUCUAAACCAACUUUUGUCCAUUACUGUCAAACCAACAAACAGGGACAAGUUUGAGGUGACUCCCCAAACAGUUCCAUAUUUAGCAGCUUUAGUAUCCGUGUCUGAAGAGGUUCGUAGUCGAUGUCAUCUAAAACACAGAAUCAGUCAGUACAUGAUGACAGAGUCUCCGUCUAGUGAUAGCCUCAAUGCAGAAAUCCCUCAGAUGUCUACCACACCAGGUGGCAGUUCAAACAGUUCAUCAGGUUCUGGUCAGUCAAUGCCAUCAACUCCAGCACCCCCUGUUCCACCAACAACUGUACCUACAGCACAAAAUAAUACUCUGCCCAUGGCAACACCCACUCCUAAACGACAGAAAAGCUGGGAUCUGUUAGACCAGUCAGCAAUGAAUACAGCCAGAGGAAUGCAGAAAGGAAAUACUCAUUUAUCACAAGGGCAGCCAGCAAAUAGUCCCAAGGUAUGUUGGAGAAGCCUAGACAGUGAACCAGUCAGACCUCCCCUAUCCAAAACAAACAGAAGUAGUUCCAUGCCAUUGCCAUGCUCAAAGAAAGAUGUUAAAUCUGGGCUGGCAGUGAGAGUUGGUCGAGGAUCUGUAUCUAAUGAAAACAAUGUUUUACUAGAUCCUGAAGUCCUAACAGAUUAUCCUACACAAGUCUUAGUGUUAACAGUGCUGGCCACAUUAGUACGGAACACUACAGAUGAAAAUGAGGCCAGAAUUUUAUACGAGUAUUUGGCAGAAGCUUCUGUAGUUUUUCCUCGAGUAUUCCCGGUUAUACAUUCAUUGUUAGAUGCGAAGAUAAACAAUGUGUUAUCCUUGUGUCACGACCAAGCCAUUCUAAAUGCUGUACAGAGUAUUAUACAAAAUAUGAUAGCCUGUGAAGAUGUGUCACAGCAACAGCUCUCAUAUCUACAAAGUAUUGGUUUUGGUGGCCUAUGGAGAUUUGCUGGGACAUUUACCAAGUCUGCUCCAAGUGACACUGCAGAACUAUUAGUCAAUUGUUUAGAAGCUAUGAUGAUGGAAAACUGUUUGCCUGGUGAUGACCUUGACAUUUUGAAUCCAUACCCAAGCUCAUUGGGGAUCUCAUCAAAUUUGAAUCUGUCUAGUUCGAUGUCAAGUUUGAGUGUCAGUAGCAUGCAUUCUCCGACAGAUAAGGAAAAUGUGGACAAAAAUGGUGCGGCUGGUGGAAAUCGUAUGCGGCAUGGUUCUGCCAAUAAUAUCCAAUCAAAGAACAGGACGGGAAGUUUCAAAAGAAAGGACAGUAAAAAGAAAGCAAACAUUGAAGCCAUUGAAUGACUGUAUACCUGUUGUACUGGGGUUGUCUAGUUGUUCUUCAUUUGUCUUUCAUUCCGUUGUUAUUGAGGCCCAUUUUGGGGAAUUUUUACUCUCAAAUAAGAAAUAUCUCAAAUUUUUAUGUUUACAUUUUUGUCUAAUUUGUUACAAUUCAUCAUGGAAACAUUACAGAAGCUUAUACUCAUUUACAUUGUACAUUGUAAAACAAUUGUAAAUCUCAAAUUUUCCCAAUGUGGGCCUCUUCUAUUUGCUUGUUAGUGCUAUAGUUGAUCUAUAUGUGAGAGAGUGAGAGGGAGAACAUUUUUGUAAAGGGAAUGGUUGUGAGUGGAAAGAAUUUAUCAAGAUUAGGUAUAUAUUUAGGACUAUUCCAUUUAAUGAAUGUGGGAGGGCAGGAAGGGAUGUUGUUUUUUUAUGCCCCGCCUACGAUAGUAGUAGGGGCAUUAUGUUUUCUGGUCUGUGCGUCCGUUAGUUCGUUCGUUCGUCUGUCUGUCCUGUGUCAGGUUUAAGUUUUUAGUCAAGGUAGUUUUGAUGAAGAUAAAGUACAAUCAACUUGAAACUUAGUACACAUGUUCCCUUUGAUAUGAUCUUUCUAAUUUUAACCCAAGAUUUGACCCAAUUUCACGAUCCACUGAACAUAGAAAAUGAUAGUGCGAGUGGGGCAUCCGUGUACUAUGGACACAUUCUUGUUUUGACAUGGGUCGUAGUUCAAUUAUGGUUGUUUAUAUAUUAAUAUAAAUGUAUGCAAAAUUAUCCAAGAAAGUAUGUUGGUUGUUGAUAGACCUUUCAAGUACCCGAUCAUACAUUACUUACUUACUGCCCUGUACGCCAUUGGUAUUAAAAUGGAAUAGCCCAAAUGGUGAAAAUAUACUGUAUUGUUAUGUUAAGUUGGUUAUGAGACUUUUUGAAAGUAAACCAAUCAUUUUUUACGUUGCUGACAACAGUCCCGAUAUUACAACUUAAAGAUAAGGUAGUGUAAGGACCAUUUUGGCCCCUAUCUAACAUGUUUUUUGGGAUAGACCUUUCUCAUUCAGUGAAAUUGGGUUAAGAUUCAUUUGCCUGUUCAUAGAUUAAUCUUGAUAAAAUACACUCUUUCUGUGUGUAUUUUCUGUUUCUUUCUGUAUAUAAUUGAAAUGUUAUAUAUUCAGGGAGGCUUAUAGUAACUGUAUCAAUUGGAAGCUAGAAUAGCUGUAAGUAUAGCUCAGGAAUUAAUACCAGGCUCCAAAUUUAGCAUAGAAUGGUAUAUGGUUUCCUAUUUGAAAAUAUCAUACCAAGUGCAAAGAUAUUCAAAAUUGUUGAAAAAGGGAGAUAAUUUUUACAAUUGUUAUGAGGGCAAAGAUUGGCCUUUAUAUUAUCUAUUAAGUAAGUGAUAUUAAGUAAGUGAUAUUAUGUUAGAACAUAAGAUGUUUCAAAUAGGUUUUUUUUUAUGAACUUUAAGUCCCAUUCAAAGAGUCUUGUAGUCCUAGAAAUAAAGAAGAUAUGUUUUCUCAUUUGCAGAAACUAACAAAGAUUCUGGUGCAUCAAAAGUGCAAUAAAAAUUUCAUAACACCUCUUCUCAGGUAUGCAUUUUUUGUGUCUGCCACUAAGUCAUUGAUACAUAAUUUAUCAAAACAUUUUUUGUUACUAGAUUAUGACAUAAUAAAUCAGUUUGUUGCAUAUUUACAGUGAAAAACAUUCAGGGGGGGUCUCUUCCUAUAUAAAUGUAUACACAGACAUGCCGCUGGUAUGGGUCACUUCAUUUGAUGUUAAAUGUAUCCAUGGUGUGCAAUUUCAGGGAGAUAAUAUAUCAAUGGGUGGAAAUCUACUGUGGAUUUAUUAUGAUUUGUUGGAUACCAAUUUUCGUGGAUUUCGUGGGUAAAGGUGAACCACGAAUUCAAAUGUCCAACGAAGAACAAAUUUUCUAAAGGCUUGUAGGCACACUUUGGCAAAACCACGAUAUCAAAUAUCCACGAAAAUAAAUGAAUCCACAGUAUUUGUCAAUAGGUCAUAUAUAUUCUACUUCUGAUAAGAAAUCUGUAAAAACUGUGUUCUUAUCUUUUUAUCUAAUAAUAUGAACGAUCCCAUAUGGUUAAUGUUUAAAUAAGAUGUCAUAAUAGCUGGGAAAUAUAUAUAAAUGGGUUGUGAUUUUCCUAUGAAAUAGUUGAAUGGUAGGGAGUUUUGCAUGAUUCAAAAUAUGAAUGGGGGUGUUUUUUAAACACAAGCUGGAUGUCUGUUCCCAAAAUUGUAUGUUGAGACCCCACAUGAAUUCAUUCAGUUGUAACGGUUUACAGCAAUUAUGUUUUUGAUUUAAAUCAGUGAAAUCUCAAGAUUUCCUGAUGAGAAUAUAGAGAUGAGAGGUAUACCCCAUCAAUGAGCAGUCAACCCAACAACACAAAAUCCAAUGAUUUUAUUAUUUGCUUCCAACUUCACCUGGUAAUUUCAGACACUCUCUGGUUAGAUUUCUUAUCAUCUCUCGACUGGAACAAGAUGGGUCAGAGAGGGAAAUCUUACCCUGGGUCAUUUAACUUGGACAUGCAGCACCAGAGACGAGGACAUCUUACCCUGGGUCAUCUCUCAAAUGGGACAAGAUGGGUCAGAGACGGAGAAUUCUUACCCUGGGUCAAGCAGGGUGGGAUACAGGGAAAUCUAACCCUGGAUCAACUGACUAGGACAAGCUGGGUCAGAGAAAGUGAAAUCUUAUCCUGGGUGGUCCAGCUGCUACAAGCUGGGUCAGAGACAGGGACAUCUUACCCUGGGUCAUCUUUGGACUGGGACAAGCGGGGCCAGGGACAGAGAAAUCUUACCAUAGGUCAUCCGUCUGGGACAAGCUGGGUCAGAGAAAGUGAAAUGGUACCCUGGGUCAUCCCUGAACUGAGACAAGCUAGAUCAGAGACGGGGAAAUCUUACCCUAGGUCAUCCGACUAGGAUAAGCUUGGUCAGAGACUGGGAAAUCUUACCCUUGGUCAUUUCUGGAAUGGGACAAGAUGUGCCAGAUACAGGAAAAUCUUACCAUGGUCGUCUCUGGACUUGGACAGGCAGGGUCGUGAAAAGGAAAUCUUAAUGUGGGUCAUCUCUAGACUGGGAUAAGCUUGGUUAGAGAUGUGGAAAUCUUACCCUAUGUCAUCCAGCAGUCAAUCUGGUAUUAAAUUCUUUUAAAUGUUUCAUGUGACUAUUACCUAUGUCUUAAUCCUGUUUUGGUUUUGACAUUUUUUAGCAAAAAAAAAUAUAUUCUCAGCAUCAAAGAGGAAGGUAGGAUAAACUCUUUAUUAACAAAAGUAGAUGUUAUCAGCACAUACUGAUAGUUUCCGAUCAAAGUCAUAUCAAGUCUUGUCCAUUACUGAAUAAAUAUGGUUGUGAUCUUAUAAAAUGAUUGGUUGACAGAAAAUUUUGUAAACAUGCAUCAGUAAUUUGAUAAGCUAGAAUAAAGGAGUAAGUUUGGUAAGGGCCAUAUUUGGCCCUAAAUAUUAAGUCUACAGUUCGAAGAUAAAAAAAUGUUUCAAGUUGAUGAGAAGACAGUGGUAUAUAACUAUUUUUGUGCAGAUUUUUGCUUUUAAAGCAUUAACAUUUACAAACCAAAUAGACCAAAAGUAGCGAUUUUGAUAAAAUUUGACAAAAUCAUCUGAAUUUUAAGCAAAUUUAAACCAAGGAAACAAAGAGUGCAGGCUUCGACAAACUAAAUAUUCAAAUCAGAUAUGUAAAAUGUUAUAACAAACAUGUUAAAAAAUCUUUCUUGUUGACGAAUGCACUUUAUGUUUCCAGUCGAAGUAAUCAAUGGAAAUUUACCCGUUAUCUUGAAUUUUUGUGGAAAAUCAAACUUUCUGCUAUUGGAGCUAUUGAAGCGUCAUGAAAAGAAUGCUAAUUUAUAAAUUUUCAACAAAACGUUAAAUUUUCUACUUAGUCACUGUGUUAACUAUGAUUCAUUGUUAUAUUGGUCAAAUGAAUUCUUACUUGAAAUUGGAGCUAGCAAUAGGGGCCAUUUUAGGGCCUUAUCGAACCUACUGCUCCUCUGGUUCACUUUCUGUUUGAGGGUAAAGAAAUGUUAAAGAUUAUUAUUUACAAAAGGAAAAAAUAUGACUAUGACAUUGAUCAUUUAACAGCAACUAUUUCUUGGAAAAAAAACUAUGAUGAAAUUAUUUCACAUUCAUGAAAACAUAAGAAUUAUAGUUGGGAACAUAUAUUUACUGAAGAAAAAUUUGGCUUUGUAAAGAAAAUCAUUUUUGGCUUUAAAAAAAACUGCAAAACAAACAACAACAAAAAUAGGUUAAGAAUAUGUACAUCACUGAACAGUGUAUUUUGAAAUGUACCGGGUAAGAGCUAAUUAUAGCCAGAUCUUUUUUAUUUUAAAAUAUCUGCAUUUCAUGAGAUAUAAGAAAUUGAUGACUUGAAAUUGAUUUUGAAAAUAAACUCAAGAUUUUUUGUGUAAAAGUAUAUUUUGAAUAUCCAAGUUCCAUAGAAUCAGUUAUACACUGUCUAUGACCUUUAGAGGUGAAACUUAAAGGUAAAGUAUAUUGGAGGGGUAGAUAGGGUGGGAUGUGGAGAGUGGGUGAUGUAACAGGAGGGGAAUAACAAUUAUAUUACGACAUUAUUGGAUGAGAUGUGGAGAGGGGGUGAUGUAACAGGAGGGGAAUAACAAUUAACCUACAACAGGAUUGGAUGGGAUUUGGAGAGUAAUGUGAUGUAAAGAGAGGGGAAUAACAAUUAUCCAGUACAUGAUUGAGUGAGAUGUGGAGAAUGGAUGAUGCAGAGGGAGGGGAAUAACAUUUAUCCUACAACAUGAAGCCAUAGAUUAUUGUUGUCUUUCAUUAUUGUCAAUUUUAUUGAAAUUUGUUGUAUGAAUAAAAUAUAGAUUCAAAAUAUACAA